Molecule: messenger RNA, 2713 nt
Organism: Cantharellus anzutake
Lineage: Eukaryota; Fungi; Basidiomycota; Agaricomycetes; Cantharellales; Hydnaceae
Product: alpha-1,2-mannosidase, putative subfamily
Exons: 16
Coding region: 39-2522 (827 amino acids)
Biological process (GO): carbohydrate metabolic process; protein quality control for misfolded or incompletely synthesized proteins; protein deglycosylation
Cellular component (GO): cytosol; nucleus
Molecular function (GO): carbohydrate binding; peptide-N4-(N-acetyl-beta-glucosaminyl)asparagine amidase activity
Source: RefSeq, a predicted model, not a curated record
UUGAUAUCGAAGUUCUCACGGAUCGUCUCCAUUGCACCAUGGCUUUGUGGCGACCCUGGCGAUACUGCCGCAUCAGCUUUAGGCGUGCACGGCAGUUAAGAGGCGUUUACAUCUUGAUAGCCGCUUUUCUAGGGAGCGUCGCGCUUCACCUCAUCUUCGACGAGGCCUCUCUGCUUGACGCCUUGCCUUCCUUCAUCCGUUCGGUCCUGUUGCUGCUCCUUCCUGGGACGGUGGUCACGGAACCUCUGACCUCUUACGUUAACCAGUUCAUCGGGACCACCAAUGGCGGUCAUGUCUUCGCUGGUGCUACCUUGCCCUUUGGUGUGGUUAAGGCGGUCGUCAACUCCGAUUCUAAGGAGAACUUAGGUGGAUACGUUUCCGAUGGGAGUCCAAUACGUGGCAUUUCUCCCCUUCACGAUGAUGGAACCGGUGGCAGUCCCAGCAUGGGUCAAUUUCAAGUACUCCCAAUGUACUGCUCCUCCUUAUCACACUGCCCUACUGCGGAAUCCGAUAGAAAAGUUUCGCUAAUAUCUGAGACGAUUGUUGGUAGCCCCGGCUAUUUCGGCACUGGCCUAGCCUCGAACAUCACCGCGGAGGUCACUGUUUCCCAUCACGCUGCUUUACAUCGCUUCACUUUUCACAACUACUCUUCGUCAUCGACCGACAUCCCAACCAUUUUAUUCGAUCUGACAAAUGACCUUGGUCAUUCAUUCCAUGACACUGGGAUGUUGAAGAUGGAAUUUAAUCGCUUUCCGGGAACCCUGCGUACGAGUGGCAGUGGUUCUUAUAAUCCUAGUUUUGGCGAUAAGGAUUAUAAAGUCCAUUACUGUAUCGAUAUCCCCAACGUCAACUCUGCAGGUUUUUAUACGGACAAUCAUUUUCAACCAGUAUAUAUACCCACCUCCGUCCUAACCUCCGACCAAGAUUCCGGGAUUUUGGUGUCCCUCUCCCCCGGUGCAUUGCAUGCAUCCGGGAACGUAGCUUAUGCGCGUAUUGGCGUUUCAUGGACUUCACCUUCCCAGGCCUGUCAGUAUGCUGGAACAGAGAUUCCGACCAUUGGGGAAGAAGCAUUUCGUUCCACCGAAGUGUCUGCAUCAAACGCAUGGGAGAAUAUUCUUGGAACAAUACAAGUGGACCUUUCAGGUGUUAGUAAUGACACCAUAGUGAAUUUCUAUUCGUCGCUGUACCGGGCUUAUAUUUCGCCGAUGAAUUUGACUGGCGACAAUCCUCUAUGGCACUCUAGCGAACCAUAUUACGAUAGCUACUAUUGCAUAUGUAGGCAUUUAAGUACAUCCUCUCUAUGCUAUCGCCACCGAACGGUUCAGGCUGAGGUCGUUCGGGCGCUCAUUGACAUUUAUCGACAUCUGGGGUUUCUUCCUGACUGUCGCAUGUCCUUAGACAAGGGUUACACUCAAGGGGGAUCGAAUGCCGAUAGUGUUCUAUCGGAUUCGUACACGAAGGGAAUUACGGAGGGGAUCGACUGGUCGGAUGGUUUAGCCGCCAUGAUCAAGGACGCCACCGUCACUCCUCCCAACUGGGCAUUCGAGGGACGUGGUGGGAUCGAAAGACGUGCACAGCUUGGUUACGUGCCCUUAGACGAUGAUACUCCGAAUGGUUUAAUGGGAAGGAGUGCUUCAAGGACUCUUGAGUAUGCGUUCAAUGAUUUUGGGAUCGCGAUUACUGCCGAUGGAUUGGGCAAGGCGGACAUCACUUCUCAUUAUUUGAAUGCUUCCGGAGAUUGGCAGCACUUGUGGAACCCAACAACACAGAAUUCAGGGUACUCAGGUUUCAUUCAACCCCGAUGGAGUGACGGGUCUUGGCACAAUGUUGAUCCUCGCUACUGUAGCCCACAAUUGAAACCUCACGGUUGCUACUUGGGUGACGCCGUGGAAUUCUACGAAGCCUCGAGCUGGGAAUACAGCUUCUAUGUACCACAUGAUAUGGCACGACUUGUGACACUCAUGGGUGGCCAAAGAACAUUUCUGGAUCGCCUGGAUGCCUUGUUCGACCUAGGGUUCCAUGACAUGGGUGAUGAACCAGGCUUCUUGCACCCUUUCCUAUACAACUAUGCAGGUCGACCUGACAAAACAGUUGAUCGAGUUCUCAUAUUGCUCAAUACUUACUACAAUACCGGAUUUGGGGGUAUUCCUGGAAACGAUGAUUCUGGCGCAAUGGGUGGCUUUGUGGUUUUUUCCUGCUUUGGUUUCUACCCCGUAGCUGGCACUGGAAUAUACCUCAUUUCUACCCCACUGUUCCGCACUAUCACAUAUCCUGCCUCUACCCCAGGCAAAUCUGCAGUAAUUACCACAGUCAACUUUGACAGCGCCGUGAGGAACAAAUACGUUGUGUCCGCAAAAUUGAAUGGAGUGCCGUUUACAAGGAAUUGGUUCGCCCAUCGCGAACUUUUCGGGAAAGGAGGCACUUUGGAACUGACACUCGGACCCGCACCUUCAACUUGGGGCACUGCGGAUGCAGAUUUACCGCCCUCGAUUUCUACCAGCCCAUUAUCCAGGUUUUCGUAGGGAUGAACACCUUAUCUGUGGACUUUGAAUGCGUCAAUGAAAAGUUCUGACCAGACAGUCCCCGCAGGGACCGCAGAAAAGGUUCUGGUGGCUUAGACGGUUGUGAAGAUGGAACAUAAGAGUGGCGGAGUUGUAUUUUGUUCUCACAAGUUGAUACUGAAUUUGACGGCUUUCACGACCUACAUCUGCAU